AUGGAUGAUACAUUUACAGAUAAUCUUUUUUCUUUAAAAAAUGAAGAAUUCUAUACAUUUAUUCAACAAUUAGUUGGACAACAAAUAGUAGAUGUCUUGAAAUUUCAAUCAAUAACAUCUACACAAUCUUUAAUUCGAAAUCCAGAUAUAUUUGAAAUAUUUAAUAUGAAAUGUUCAGAGCCUAGUUUCUUAUUAAUUAGAGAAAAAUCAUGUUUGCAGCUCGAUGAUGGUCAAUUUAUUGUAAAAAUUGGAUUAAUAAAUAAUAUAAAUUAUUUACUUGAUUUCUUAAAACAACGGCAACAAAAAAAAAUAAUAGAAGGUAGUUAUGCUGAUGCAAAUCCUAGUUUAUCUUUUGAUUUUAUUAACAAACAUCCAUUGUUAAAGAACUUGGUUCUUUAUUAUCAACGAAUUGAUAAUGAUAAUAAUAAUAAUGAAGAUAAAUAUUGUUUUUUAAAAGAGUUUAUUGAUACAAUAACUAGCAAUUUAACAAAGUCUGGGACUGGUUUUCGAUAUAGCGACCAAAUCAAGAACUUUGCUUUAUCAUUAUAUAUACUAGGUGGAAAAUUAACAUAUGAAUUCAUUCGAUUAAAUUUGCCAGGCUCUCUACCGAAUUUAACUAUGUUAAAUAAAUUAAUUUCCAAGUCAGAUUCAAAAAUUAAUGAAGGAGAAUUACGAUUUGAUCAACUUCAAAAACAUUUUGAUCAACUUAAUAUUCAAUAUGCAUUCGGCUCUGAAGAUGCUACCGGUAUAAUUAAAAAAAUAAAAUAUGACUCAACAACAAAUACAUUCAAUGGGUUUUCUACACCACUUGAUUGUGGAGUACCGAUUAAAGAAUAUUAUCAAACUGAUUCAUUUGAUACAUUGAGAAUCUGGUUUAAUUCAAUUGAAAAAGCAUCAUUACUCAAUGUACAUAUGGUUCAGCCUAUUCCAGCUUCAAAUCAAAGUAUUAUUCCAAGUCCUUUUCUACUAUCAGCAUAUGGAAUUGAUAAUACCGCUACAGCAAAUGAUAUAUUACAAAGAUGGUGGUAUAUAUUCAACCAGUGUUUACAAAGAAAUAUAAGAAUUAUUGGUUUUUCUACUGAUGCUGAUGCUAAAUAUGUACGCGCUAUGAGAUUAAUGAGUGGUUUUUUCGGAUCUCUCCCUAAUUUUCAAGUUCAUCGACAUCCACAAGCUUUUGAAAUAAAAACAACAUCACAUUGGCCUUGGUUUUAUUUACGUGAACAACAGGUUUUAUUAUUUUUUCAAGACGCAACACAUUUGGUAACCAAAUGGCGUAAUCGUUUAUUAUCACCAACAGCCGAAUUACACCUUGGUAAUCAAUUUAUAUCGAUUAACCAUUUACAUGAUAUUAUCAAUAGUGACAUUUAUACUAAACUUGAUCAUGGAUUAACAAAAUCUGACAUUAAUCCUAAGGAUCGUCAAAACUUUAGUUCCUGUUUAAAAUUAACAUCUACUGAUCUAUUCAAAAUUUUAAAUGAUAAUGUUAAUACUCGAGGAACAUUAAUUUACCUUCAGAUGUUAAAAAUGAUUGUAGUGGCCUAUGUUGAGAAAAAAACAACUAUUGCUGAACUUUUACUUGUCAAACAAAAACAACUACCACCACAUGUACUGUGUAUUCAUGCUUUUAGUUCACAAGCCUGUGAAUCAAUUUUUAGAAACACGCGAGCAUUAAGUGGAAUUUACUCAACUAUAGUUAAUUUUACAGUAUAUGAUUUUUUACGACGUGCCCAAAGACUUUCAUUAUUGAAUGAUAUUAAAUGUAAGCAAUCGAAUGAUGAAUCAGUUAAUAAUUUGGCCUUUCCAGUUCAUCACAAACAUCAAAAUGAUCGACAAUCAUCAUGUACAGAAAGUCAAAAUGAGAUUGAUCAAAUAGAUAUUGAACAAAUUAUUACCAAGGCGUACCAUGAAGCUAUUGAUAUGCUCGAUGGCUUAGAAAUAUUGAAUGUGCUGAAAAACAAACGUGUUCUCGAUUUAAAAUUAUUAAGUGAAUAUGUAUUUAAACAAUUAAAUUCUAAUUCAAAGAUGUAUGACUAUUCAUCUCAACGAAGUAAUAUGGAUGAUGGUGAAUUUGAAAUAGAUGAUGAUGAUGAUGAUGAUGAUGAUGAUGAUAAUGAAACAACAGAUGAUCUUAACAUGGAUGAUGAUAAUAAUGACAGUUUUUCCUCGAAUGCUGAUUACACUGCUGAAGACGAACAAGAAGAUACUGAUAAUUCAAUAAAUACCACAAAAAAUGAGUUUUCUGGAAUAAAGAUCUGCAGUAAGGUUGAAUCUGACACAGAACAUUGUUAUUUUAAAGUUACAAUUAAUGAUGAUACAAAAUAUUUACAUAAACAAACUGCUUGUUGGUUAUUAACUGAAGAAAAAAGUAAACUAUCAAACGACCGGCUACUUCGAGUACAACAGGCUAAUAAAAAUAAAUAA
Messenger RNA from Rotaria sp. Silwood1, 2421 nucleotides. The record is from the annotation of a GenBank genome assembly. NCBI's taxonomy places the organism in Eukaryota, Metazoa, Rotifera, Eurotatoria, Philodinida, Philodinidae.